AUGGGUCAAAAGCUCUUCUUUGAACAACAAGAUGAUCUCGCAAAAGAGACGCACAAGCCAGCAGACAAGAGCGGCUAUGUUUUCGGCGCUCAUGCAGCGGAAGACCGCAUCCGAGACAAAGAUAAAAGGAUACCCAAGACUAAGAAGAUGUAUCGCAAAAUCGUCGAUCAGUAG
Molecule: messenger RNA, 174 nt
Organism: Penicillium robsamsonii
Lineage: Eukaryota; Fungi; Ascomycota; Eurotiomycetes; Eurotiales; Aspergillaceae
Exons: 1
Coding region: 1-174 (57 amino acids)
Source: RefSeq, a predicted model, not a curated record